Messenger RNA from Anoplopoma fimbria (sablefish), 561 nucleotides. RefSeq names its product coiled-coil domain containing 24 (gene ccdc24). The coding region runs from base 1 to 561 and encodes 186 amino acids. The transcript is spliced from 4 exons. The record is from RefSeq and is a predicted model, not a curated record. Lineage: Eukaryota; Metazoa; Chordata; Actinopteri; Perciformes; Anoplopomatidae.
AUGCAGUCUCCGGGUGGAACCCAGCUCUGGUGCCCCGGCCAGUCCCUGUGGAGCCUGAUCACUGAGCAUGUUCCUGGGUCAGAGCUGCCAAAGAUCCACACAGCACUUGGCCCCUCUCUGGUUGACAUGUACACAGAGGUUCACACCGAGGCGGAGAUGUGGCAUAAGAUGUGGCAAGAGAGCCAGCAGGGAAACACCAGCAGCAGAGCAGGAACCCCGAUCCCACGUCAGCAGGCCUCCCCUCUAGCCGACCCCCCUGCAGUCAAAGAGCUGGUGAGGGCCGAGGUCAAGAUGCUUCUACAGACCCUCAGCGAGAGAGCCAGCAGGGAGGGAAGAGUUGCUGAGGAGCUCUUGUUUCGGUACAAACCUGAGACAGUGGACUACGCCCUGAACUACCUUGACAGCUUUCACAGGAACUGUACCAACCCUGGAGAUACUGACAAUGGAAGCAGACCGAGCUCUCGCUGUUCUGUCCAGUCCAACGCUGAAGAUGAGAUUGAAGGAAUGAGAGACAAGCUGAAUGUCACUCACAUUGACCAGGUGGUGGACCGACUCAGGUAA